CCCUACUGUAUUCGCCAAACUGAGUGUUGCUCUUACCGCUCUUUCUUCCGUCCAGCGGCAGCCGCAUCUACGCACUCCUUCACAACCUUGUAAUCCCACCACCUCAACCUCCUCUCCACCAAACAUCAAUACCCCCAGUCAGUCCAAUGUCCGCCUCCACGCCCGCUCCACCAGUCGGCACCCAACCCGCCCCCAACCUCUCUCUCGACCUCGAAGCCGCCAAAUCCCCACCAGCAACCGACCCCUCUCUCCCACCCACCAAACGCCCCCUCCACCACCGCCUCCUCCCCCGCUUCCCCGACGCCCCACCCUUCCGCCUCUGGCUACGCCGCAGCUGGCUCGACAUCCUGACGCAACUCCUCUGCGUGCUAACCGCGUACCUGAUCUACAUGUUCGGCCGGCCGCUGAUGCCGCGCCUACUCCCGCUCUUUCCCGGAAUCGAGCGCACGCCCUGGGGCAUCAAGCACGGACAGCCGUACAUGGCGGAGUACGUGACCACUGUUGUGAGCGCGGUGGUCAGUUUCCUGGGGCCGUUUGCGGUGAUGGGGGGUGUGGGGCUGUGGAUGAGUGCGCGGGAGAGUAGGAGAGGGAACGCGAAGGGUGGGGAUAGUUGGGGUUUUUGGGAUAGUAACGCCGCCACCAUCGGCCUCGGCUACGCCCUCGCCACCGCAACCCUCUUCCAAGCCCUCAUCAAACUCACCAUCGGCGGCCUGCGCCCGCACUUCCUCGCCCUCUGCAACCCGCACAUCCCGCCGCACUACCGCGGCGCCGGGCCCGCCAGCUUGUACUUCCCGUCGGGGCAUGCGUGCGCCGCGUUCGCGGGGUUUGGGUUCCUCGCGCUGUGGCUGAAUGGGAAGUGUAAGAUCUUUGGGCCGCAGCCCCAGCGAGGUCAGCAGAUCGAGGAUCGGAAUCGGGGUGAGGAGAGAGAGGGGGAUAGGGAGGGGGAGAGGGAGGGUAGGAAGGCGCAUUGGAAGCUCGUCCUUUUCGUCGCGCCGUUGUUGCUUGCGGUGCUGCUGGCGGCGAGUAAAGUGAGGGAUGGGUGGCAUCAUGUCAGCGAUGUGGUGGCGGGGGCGCUGGUUGGGAGUGCGUUUGCGGUGAUGGCGUAUCGGAUGGUGUAUCGGAGUGUGUGGGAUGCGCGGGAUAAUCAUGUGGCGAGGGAGAGGGAGGAGUAG
This is a messenger RNA of Trematosphaeria pertusa, 1172 nucleotides long. Its product is annotated as PAP2-domain-containing protein. Bases 147 to 1172 code for a protein of 341 amino acids. The transcript is spliced from 3 exons. Gene Ontology annotation, biological process: phospholipid metabolic process. The record is from RefSeq and is a predicted model, not a curated record. NCBI's taxonomy places the organism in Eukaryota, Fungi, Ascomycota, Dothideomycetes, Pleosporales, Trematosphaeriaceae. Gene Ontology annotation, molecular function: phosphatidate phosphatase activity.